Messenger RNA from Sturnus vulgaris (Common starling), 1340 nucleotides. It is a transcript of the gene GNAT1, whose product is annotated as G protein subunit alpha transducin 1. Gene Ontology annotation, biological process: adenylate cyclase-modulating G protein-coupled receptor signaling pathway; phototransduction, visible light; detection of light stimulus involved in visual perception. The record is from RefSeq and is a predicted model, not a curated record. NCBI's taxonomy places the organism in Eukaryota, Metazoa, Chordata, Aves, Passeriformes, Sturnidae. Gene Ontology annotation, cellular component: cytoplasm; heterotrimeric G-protein complex. Gene Ontology annotation, molecular function: G-protein beta/gamma-subunit complex binding; G protein-coupled receptor binding; GTPase activity.
GGCGGCGGGCACCGGGAGCCAGCGCUGGAGGCGGCGGGAAGCUGGAGCUCGCUGCCCAUCUUGGUGCUGACCUCCAAGGAGCGGGUGGUGAACCGCAGGGCUGCGGGGCUGAGCAUGGGAGCCGGGGCCAGUGCCGAGGAGAAGCAUUCUCGAGAGCUGGAGAAGAAGCUCAAGGAAGACGCUGAGAAGGAUGCCAGGACCGUCAAGCUGCUGCUGCUGGGAGCAGGGGAGUCAGGGAAGAGCACCAUUGUCAAGCAGAUGAAGAUCAUCCACCAAGACGGCUACUCACUGGAGGAAUGCCUGGAGUUCAUUGCUAUCAUUUACAGCAACACUCUCCAGUCCAUGCUGGCCAUCGUGCGGGCCAUGACUACCCUCAACAUCCAGUACGGGGACACGGCUCGCCAGGAUGAUGCCCGUAAGCUGCUGCACCUCUCAGACACCAUUGAGGAGGGGACCAUGCCCAAGGAGAUGUCAGAAAUCAUCGGACGGCUCUGGAAGGACUCGGGCAUCCAGGCCUGCUUUGACCGCGCCUCCGAGUACCAGCUCAAUGACUCUGCGGGCUACUACCUGUCAGACCUGGAGCGCCUGGUGACCCCCGGCUACGUCCCCACAGAGCAGGACGUGCUGCGUUCCCGUGUCAAGACAACUGGCAUCAUUGAGACCCAGUUCUCCUUCAAAGACCUCAAUUUCAGGAUGUUCGAUGUGGGUGGACAGCGCUCAGAGAGGAAGAAGUGGAUCCACUGCUUUGAGGGUGUGACCUGCAUCAUCUUCAUCGCGGCUCUCAGUGCCUAUGACAUGGUCCUAGUGGAGGAUGAUGAAGUGAACCGCAUGCAUGAGAGCCUGCACCUCUUCAACAGCAUCUGCAACCACCGCUACUUUGCCACCACCUCCAUCGUCCUCUUCCUCAACAAGAAGGACGUCUUUCUGGAGAAGAUCAAGAAGGCCCACCUCAGCAUCUGCUUCCCCGACUAUGACGGUCCCAACACCUACGACGAUGCGGGAAACUACAUCAAACUGCAGUUCCUGGAGCUGAACAUGCGGCGGGACGUGAAGGAGAUCUACUCCCACAUGACCUGCGCCACCGAUACCGAGAACGUCAAGUUCGUCUUCGAUGCAGUCACUGACAUCAUCAUCAAGGAGAACCUCAAGGACUGCGGGCUGUUCUGAGCCCCAGGCGAGCACCCCCUCCCCUGGGGCCCAGCCCUGCUGCUGACCCCAUCCCACCUCCACAGCCAUCUCUGCUUGCUGCAAACCCCUGGGAUUUGGCCUGCUCAGCUCCAAAGCCACCCCUGGUAAAGAAGGGAGGGCGGGUGGGGGCACAAUCUCACUCCCCCUCCCCU